This is a messenger RNA of Paracoccidioides brasiliensis Pb18, 447 nucleotides long. RefSeq lists its product as uncharacterized. The record is from RefSeq and is a predicted model, not a curated record. The transcript has 2 exons. Bases 1 to 447 code for a protein of 148 amino acids.
AUGCGGGAAUCGGACCCAAGUACCUGGGGCGGCCAUUGGCCAUGCAGCACAUACUUGGGGGAUCGGGGGGAUUCUGCAGCAUGUUUUUUUGCCUCUCCAGUUUCAACCCACGAACCAAACGCCCACUGUGCGUGCGGGCCCAAAACUGGCGUAGACUCAUCCAGACGCCCUCAGUCUCAGCUUUUUGUCUAUAUGCCACCCCACUUGAGCUCAGCUCCGUAUGGGCAGCUAGAUUCGACGGCAUCCCGCCAGAGCCAAGUGUCCAGGUUUCGAUCCGCGCUUGAGCAGAUUAUUCAGAUCAAGUCAGGGAUCCAUCGAAGCCAAGAGUCCCGCCGAUUUGUGCAAACUUCUAAACCCAGCACAUCAAGAUAUAAAAUACCUGUUGCGGGGAUUCAGGAAACUUUACGGGACGCCGCGGCAAACCACGGCCUCGUAAAAGUUCUCUGA